CGGGUAGGUCACCGUGCUAUUAAACGCAAAAUCAAAACCUAAAUUCCUCUUCCUCACCUUUUCCUUCUUUCUUCUUUCUCUUUCCAUUUUCUUCCACGCUUAUCGGAACCUACUUCUAUUUUUAUGCACUUCCCUAACACGUUAACCACGCAGAUUUUGUAUUUGUGUUAGAGUGACCCUUAUGGUCAUGGCUAGUCAAACUGAAACCCUAGAGAAUCCUCCUCCUCCUAUAGAGGUGGAGGGAUCUAUGGUUAGGGAUGAUACUGGGAAGGACUUGGUAGUUGGGGUUUUGGGUUCUGAUUUGUGCAUACAAGGUGUUUGUGCUAAUGCUGAGCUGAAUCAUGAUGUGGGUUUUGAUGGGUCAGUUCAAGAGGAUAAAGAUGUGGGUCUUACUAUUCGAGGAGUUGAAGGGUUUCAGGGUUCUCAAGCUGUUGGGUCAUUUGAAUGUAAGAGUGAGAAGGAGGAGGUUGAGUUUGGUGGAAAUGAAGCAAGUUUGCAUAAAGAUGGUGUUUGUGGUAGUGUUGAGGUGAAUAACGAUGUGGGUUUUGAUGGGUCAGUUGAGGAGGGUAAAGUUGUGAAUGUUGCUAUUGGAGGAAUUGUAGGGUUUGAGGAUUCUCAAGUUGUUGGGUCAUUAGAAGGUAAGAGUGAGAAUGAGGUAGUUGAGUUGGGUGGAAAUGAAGCAACUUUGAAAACAUUGGAUGAGCAGAAGAAGAAGGAGGAGGAGGUAGAUGGAAUAUUGGAGAAAGAAGUAGUAAGUGACAAUGUUACUCGGGUUGAGUUGGAUGGAGGGAAAGUUGGUAUUUCUGGAAAGAUUGAUGAUUCAGACAAAGAGAAGGAAAUUGGAGACAAAGAAGUUAUUGAUGGCGAAGAACAGGCAAAAGCAUCAGAUGGAAAAGUCGAGAAAGAAGUGAUGAGUGAUGAUGUUAUUCGGGUUGAGUCAGAUGAAGGGAAAGUUGGUAUUUCUGAGAAGAUUGAUGAUUCACAGGAAGAGAAUGAAAUUGGAGAUGAAGAAGUUAAUGACGCCGAUGAACAGGUAAAAGCAUCAGCUGGAGAAGUCAAGAACAAAGUGAUGAGCGAUGAUGUUAUUCAGGUUGAGUCAGAUGAAGGGAAAGUUGCCAUUUCUGAGAAGAUUGAUUUGGACAAAGAGAAGGAAAUUGGAGAUGAAGUAUUUAAUGAUGCCGAAGAACAAGUAAAAGCAUCAGAUGGAAAAGUCGUGAAGCAUGGCCCCGUGAAGAGUUCAGGGAAAAGUCGUAGAGAAGGGAAGUUUUCUGUGAAUGAUCUGGUUUGGGGCAAGGUGAGAAGCCAUCCAUGGUGGCCAGGACAGAUAUUUGAUCCCUCGGAUGCAUCUGCGCAGGCAAUGAAGCAUUUUAGAAAGAACUGCUAUUUGGUAGCAUACUAUGGGGAUGGAACGUACGCGUGGAAUGAAGGGUCUAAGCUGAAGUCCUUUAGGUCACAUUUCUCUUAUAUUGAAAAGCAGAAAAAUUUGGAAGUGUUCCGGAGUGCUGUAGAUUCUGCUUUGGAUGAAGUCAAAAGACGAGUCGAAUUUGGGCUGGCGUGUUCCUGCAUACCUAAAGAUACUUAUGACAAGAUUAAACUUCAGGUUGUUGAAAACUGUGGGAUUCGACAAGAGCCAAGUUUGGUACAUAGAGUUGAUGAAUCUUUAAAUGCUACCUCCUUUUCACCUGAGAAGCUUAUGGAAUACUUGAAAGCUUUAUCCAAGUUUUCAACUGGAGGCUUUGAUCGAUUGGAGCUUACAACAGCGAAGGCUCAGCUGCUUGCAUUCUACCGGUUAAAGGGUUACUCUUGCUUGCCCGAAUUACAAUAUUGUGGAGGUUUGGAAAAUGACACUGACACCUUAAUUAAUGAUACUGAUAAAAAAUUGAGUGAAGUUAAUGAGCACAAAAUUCAUACAAGUAAAAAUGGUGAUCAAACUGGAACCGGAGAUUCAAAAGCCACAAACCAAUCCCGUCGCAAGCGUAAACAUAAUCUAAAGGUUGGUGAUACAGCAAAAAAGAAAAGCUUGUUUGAACCAGCCAAUGGGACUCCAGAUUCUACCCACAGUGAUUAUCCGAAUGAUGAUGAGGCCAUUGCUAAUCUUUUUUCCCCUGUCCUUUCCAAGAAACGAAAGACUAUUGCUCAUCAUUACGCUGACGUCCCAAGGGUGAAAGGCAGAAGAAAGACUAUUUCCCUUGACAAAAGUUCAAGCACCACAAAACAAUCAUUUAAAAUUGGCGAUUGUAUCCGUAGGGUUGCUAGCCAACUUACUGGGUCGCCCUCUAUGUUGAAAUAUUCUGGAGACACUUCUCUGAUGGCAGAUGGUAAUGGAGACAAUUUAUCAGAAAAUAAAUCUGAUCCCUUCUCCCCUAAUUUUGAGGAGACUCAGAAGUCAAGCUUGAUUUUUCCUACAGAGUUUUCAUCUCUAGAAGAUUUGCUAUCUUUACUUCAGUGGGUAGCAAAGGAACCAAAGGGAGAUUAUAGUUUCUUGAAUGUUAUAGGGAGUUUCUUCUCUGAUUUCAGGAAUUCAAUCAUUGUGACCAGCGAUUCUGGGAAAGAAAUCUUACCUACAAAAGUUGGCACUAAAAGGAAGAAACCAGCCAUAGGUGAAUCUCCUGAAACAUUUGACUUUGAUGAUCUGGUUGACACAUGUUGCAUGCAGAAUGGUUCCGAAGAACAACAAUCACAGAGAAGCAGCAAACCAGACUAUGAGCGCGCCCCUUCUGAGCCAGAAAAACCUGUUCAUGUUUAUACACGUAGGUCCUGUUCCAGGAAACAGUAUUUUGGUAGCAAUCACGCUGAGGUUCCUGAAAAACCUGCUGGUUAUAUAGAUGAGAAAUCCCCAGCUGAACUUGUGUUGAACUUUGCUGAUUUGGAUUCUGUUCCCUCAGAAACAAGCCUAAAUAACAUUUUUAAGCAUUUUGGACCUUUAAAGGAAUCUGAGACAGAAAUUGAUAGAGGAAGCAGGCGGGCAAGAGUGGUUUUCAAGAAGUGUGCCGAUGCGCAAGCUGCUUUCGGCAGUGCUAAACAGUUCAAUAUAUUUGGACGAAGUCUUGUAGAUUACCAGCUUAACUACUCACCGAGUGCAUUGUUGAAAGCUUCAUCUUUUGCUACCACACAGGACCAGGAAUUGCAUCUUGAUCAUUCCAAUGUUGAACUUAAUGUGGUCUAAAUCAUUUGGUCAUGAAUAUUCUAGUGCCAAUAUUGUUCUUAAGGAAGCAUGUUGGUUGACCAGUGAUUGUGAAGGACCAUUAAAAGAAAACCUGGACAAUGUUCAGAAACCCCUACAAUUUUCAAUCCGGCCAAGACAAAAUGAAAUAUGUCUAGCAACAGUAUGAGACUACUAAAGAAAGAUUUUUGGAAGAAAAGAAGGUAUACUUGGACAAAUUUAACUAAUGAUUUUUAGAUUUUAAUGAUACUAAAUGCCAAUGUAUCCUCUAUUAGCUCUAUUUUACUUUCUUAGAGAUAUUUGGCAUUACAAAACAAAAGUUUUAAUCUAGGACAGGGUGGUAGUGAGAACAGUGUAUAGAUCUAUCUUGAAGUUUGCCACUGAAAAUGUUAAUAAGUAAACUAUCCAGUUCUGUGGUAGAAAAUAGGAAUUUGAUUACCUAUUUGUUUAGCUACUCUUAGGCCUUCUAACUAUUUGUUCCGUAAAGAGAUACAGAUACUGAAAUGUCUGUUCAUAGGAUUUUAUUGCAUGCUAAUGAUUGCUCCAUCCUUA
Medicago truncatula (barrel medic) is the source of this 3715-nucleotide messenger RNA. RefSeq lists its product as uncharacterized. NCBI's taxonomy places the organism in Eukaryota, Viridiplantae, Streptophyta, Magnoliopsida, Fabales, Fabaceae. Bases 182 to 3166 code for a protein of 994 amino acids. The record is from RefSeq and is a predicted model, not a curated record. The transcript is spliced from 2 exons.